CGGGACGAGAGCCCAGUAUGAUCCCGAUGGGAGUGUGUGAGGACGGUGGGACUGCCUUAUCAGUUGCCUGAUAACAGAGUUGCAUAAGUGCCAGCAUUCGAUCCUUUCCGAUCAGUAGCGAUCAUCCGCGCGCCAUGCCGACGACGAACGGAACUGCCAAGCACGUCUUGGUCUGGGACCAGCCGGGAGCAGAGCAGAAAGCACCAAAGAAGAAAGGAUGGUACGGUACGAGACACUUCGUAACCAUGAUGCUGUUCUUCGGGAUGGCGAACGCUUACACGAUGAGGACAAACAUGUCUGUGGCUAUAGUCGCCAUGGUAAACCACACCGCCCUGCCCAAGUUGCCGACUGUGGUCACAGACGAGUGCGAAGACAAUAAGCUUUACAACGAAACUCUUCAAGAAAAACAUAAAGAUGGACCAUAUUUAUGGACCACUACUGAACAGGGCUAUAUAUUGAGUGCAUUUUUUUAUGGAUAUUGUAUAACACAGAUUCCAUGUGGUAUUUUGGCAAAGAAAUAUGGAGCACUGAGGUUUUUGGCUGGUGGAAUGAUGUUGAACUCUCUUUUUGGAUUUUUAGUUCCAAUUUCUGCAACUUUUGGCACAAUACCACUUAUUGUAGUCAGAUUUAUACAAGGAUUAGGAGAGGGCCCUGUCGUGCCAUGUUCACAUGCCAUGCUUGCUAAAUGGAUCCCGCCCAAUGAGAGAAGUCGAAUGGCAGCUAUUGUUUAUGCAGGAGCUCAAUUUGGUACAGUGAUAUCUAUGCCUCUCAGUGGGGUCUUAUCGGAUUUAGAAAUUUUUGGAGGAUGGCCUUCUAUUUUCUACUUCUUCGGAGCACUCAGUGCCAUUUGGUCCAUUUUCUUCUACUUCACUGUUUAUGAGGAUCCAGAUUCUCAUCCAAGCAUAGAUCCCGAUGAAAGGAAACACAUCAUCAACACUGUGUGGGGAGCGGCUGGUGUAACUUCUCCUCCAGUUCCUUGGACUUCGAUUGCAAAAUCCUUACCUUUCUGGGCCAUCUUGAUUGCACACAUUGGGCAGAACUACGGCUAUGAGACACUCAUGACAGAAUUGCCAACGUUUAUGAAACAAGUUCUUAGGUUCAACAUCAAAGAAAAUGGUUUCCUUUCUGCUUUGCCAUAUCUUGCAAUGUGGGGCUUCUCAGUUUCUUCAAGUUGGGUUGCAGAUUACUUGAUAUCUCAUGAACGUAUGUCCCAUACUAAAGUUAGGAAAAUCGCACAGGGCAUAGGUCAUUUUGGCCCUGCUAUUGCUCUGGUUGCCGCCUCUUAUACUGGGUGCAACCCAGCUCUUACUGUUGCCAUCCUGACCAUUGGUGUAGGCCUCAAUGGUGGUAUCUACUCUGGAUUCAAGGUCAACCACUUGGAUAUCUCUCCUCGAUUCGCUGGAAUCCUCAUGUCGUUCACUAACUUCACGGCAAAUAUGGCUGGUCUCUUAGCACCUAUAGUAGCCGGUUACAUCAUUUAUGGAAGGCCUACGCAAGCAGCAUGGAGGGAGGUAUUCUUCGUUGCUUCAGCAGUCUAUUUGGUCUGUAACACUUUCUACUUAGUUUUUGCUACAGGCAAGAGACAGAAUUGGGACGACCCAUCAGCUGAUCAGCCUCCAAGUACACCAAAGCCUGAACACACCGUUGAAUCGAGUCAUUGAUUCAAGUUUGGUUGAAGCCAUUUUCUACGUUGGGCUCUUGUCUAUAUAAAAAAUAAUGUAGAUUUCAGCAUUGUAAAUAACCUUUUUUUUAUUAUUUAAUUUAAUUAAAUUGUUUUGAUUUUAACUACUUCACAUUCCUCUUUAUUGUUUAGAUAUCUCUUCUCAUUUGCCUUUAGGAUAGUAUUUUUAUUAUUUAUUUACUUAGUGAUGUAUUUUGACAUUCAGGGUAUUUUGAUUGUUCAAUUUUACCGAAUUAUAAACUGAUAUGUUGAUUAAAAAGUGAUAAUAUUUAGAGAGAAAUUAAUUUUACAUAAUACAUGACUGUGAAGUUGUACUUUUAAUAUUAUUGUACAGUAAUUGUAUAUGUUUGAAAAGUGUAUAUAUUUAUAUACAUAUGUACAGUAGUCAAUUUAUUUUAGUAAUGAAAUUCUGUUUGUUUUUAUUUAUUAUGAAAUUGCUUUGAUGUUUUGUUAAUAAAAAUAUAGAAAAUCUGAAAAAAAAAAUUUAAAAAAGGAUAACUAUUCCGACUAGAUACUUAAAUUUUUGUAUCAAUUGUCAAUUGUAUAUAUUUGUCUUGUAAAUUGUUAAAGUUCUCAAAAUCCUAUUAGUGAGCAGUGAAAUAGUAAAAAAAAACACACACUCCU
This is a messenger RNA of Nezara viridula (southern green stink bug), 2305 nucleotides long. The record is from the annotation of a GenBank genome assembly. Lineage: Eukaryota; Metazoa; Arthropoda; Insecta; Hemiptera; Pentatomidae.